This is a messenger RNA of Mesorhabditis spiculigera, 723 nucleotides long. The record is from the annotation of a GenBank genome assembly. NCBI's taxonomy places the organism in Eukaryota, Metazoa, Nematoda, Chromadorea, Rhabditida, Rhabditidae.
AUGAGCUUCGGGGAAUGGAUCGACCGGGUGGAGCACUGUAUGGUCGAGGGCUUCUGCGCCCCCUACUUCUCCUACCUCAACACCAUCAUGAAGCAGCUCGGCAAGUGCCUGGUCGUCUUCGUCCACCUCAUCACCAUCUUCAUCGCGAUCACCGGCUUCUGCGUCAUUUUGCCGUAUGAGCAAAGGUAUCAGCCCCUGUGGCUUCUGGCCAUCUACUCGGUGCUGGGCGUCUACUUCCUCAUCAACAUCAUGUACCACUACACGAAAGCCCGGCUGCUGCCACCGCUGCCGGGAUUUGGGUUCGACCACAACUACUGCAAUGUGCAGCUCGACUACGCCCCGUUGCAAGGCCACAUUUGUGAAUUUGGCGAGCUGGCCAGGAAUUCGAUCAUCUUCUGCUACAUGCUGUCCUUCCUGCUCUUUCUGCUCGUCGGCGGGCUGGCGUUGUGGAACGUCUACCUCAUCUCCAAGGGCUUCACCUACGUCGACUACUUGAAAGGCUGGGACGGCCGUCCUACCGGCUACCGCAACCCCUACCACCACGGCUUCGUCGAGAACUGGCGCAACUUCCUCGGGCUGCGGCGCAACCGGACGUUCCUGCGCCAUGUGCUGCUCCCCUCGGCCCACCCGCCCAUCAUCCUCGACCAGAACGGCGAGCUCGAGAUCGGCUUCCAGCCGCUGAACACCCACGCGAGCCGCAGCGAGUCCGACGAGAUGCUCGUC